UACACAAUAAUAAUAAUAAAUAAAGAUGGCUGAUCCAGUAGCAGAGAAGGCACCAUCUUUCCUCACUGGGAUACAGUACGAGCACCUGGUGGCGGGGUUGACUGGUGGGGUCACUGCUACACUCAUCACUCAUCCAUUUGACCUCCUCAAACUGAGAUUUGCAGUACAUGAUGGUGUUAACAAGACGGGGAGACCCAAGUACAGAGGAGUGCUCCAUGCCAUCAAGUCUGUCAUCAGAGAUGAUGGUGUAUUGGGACUCUAUAGGGGAGCGAAUGCUCAUGUGUUCGGAUCUGGUCUGUCCUGGGGUCUCUAUUUCUUCUUCUACAAUGCUCUCAAGUUCCACUUCCAGGCGGGGGAUGUCAACCAACAGCUGAGUGCAUCUUCCCAUCUCCUCUGUGCCUCUCUCUCUGGUUCUGUCAUACUGACAAUGACCAAUCCGAUCUGGGUUGUCAAGACACGACUAUGCCUCAAGGACACUGACAGUGUACCAGAGCACAUGCGCUACAAGGGACUCAGAGAUGGUCUAGUUAACUUGUAUCGUUAUGAGGGUCUACGAGGUUGUUACAAGGGGUAUUUCCCUGGUCUACUGGGCGUGUCUCACGGUGCACUGCAGUUCAUGUUCUAUGAAGAACUGAAGAAGGCGUACUGCAAUUAUUAUAAUAUACUGCUAACUACUAAACUGGGUACAUUGGAGUACCUAAGCAUGGCUGCCAUGAGUAAGGUGGUGGCUGCCUCCCUCACUUACCCCUUCCUUGUACUGAGGGCUAGACUACAAGACCAGGACCAACGCUACACUAGUACACUCGACACGUUCAAGAGAAUACUGAGACACGAGGGGGUGAGGGGAUUCUACAAGGGACUCUCCCCAAACCUCAUUAAGGUGGUCCCAGCUACAUGCAUCACAUUCCUCAUCUACGAGAACCUGUCAGCAUACCUACUGGGACGAUGGAGAUAGUGUAGCUAACUAACUGUGUGUGUGCAUGUGAUGUUCUUAUGUCCUACAACUGUAUUUAUUUCCUUACUGCUUCUCUGUAUUAAUGAAUUGCCAUAACAAAAAAAGUAUUGUAAUCAAUGG
Molecule: messenger RNA, 1075 nt
Organism: Halichondria panicea
Lineage: Eukaryota; Metazoa; Porifera; Demospongiae; Suberitida; Halichondriidae
Product: solute carrier family 25 member 32-like
Exons: 8
Coding region: 26-955 (309 amino acids)
Biological process (GO): folate import into mitochondrion; nucleotide transport
Cellular component (GO): mitochondrion
Molecular function (GO): FAD transmembrane transporter activity; folic acid transmembrane transporter activity
Source: RefSeq, a predicted model, not a curated record